Molecule: messenger RNA, 1665 nt
Organism: Gopherus flavomarginatus (Mexican gopher tortoise)
Lineage: Eukaryota; Metazoa; Chordata; Testudines; Testudinidae
Gene: TAC3
Product: tachykinin precursor 3
Exons: 8
Coding region: 277-657 (126 amino acids)
Biological process (GO): tachykinin receptor signaling pathway; positive regulation of blood pressure
Source: RefSeq, a predicted model, not a curated record
AUUACGGUGACUGGAGGCUGCUCAGUGUCUGAGAGCAGCCCGGGAACGCAGCCACCACUAAGCGCUGCACAGAGGGACCCCCCCCACCCAGCCCCCAGCCCCAGCUAGGAGCCUGGGCAGGGCUCGAUUAUAUAACACUCCCUCCCAUUUGCAAGCGUUUCCACGACCAAGCGUGAGUAGAGGCUCUUCGCUCUUGCGUGCCGCACCUGGGGAGCUCCAAGCACUGGGCCAAGGCAGAUCGGCCAUCAACCCCGGCCCUGCUCUCGGGAGAGGAAAAUGAAAAGCCCUCUGGUGCUGACGGUGCUGCUGUCCUUAGCGGUGGCCAAGCUGUGUCACACCUACUGCGAAGGGACCCAGGAGCAACAGACGAGCAGAGGGAUCCAGACAAAGCCGAGCUCAGACCUCUACCAGCUGCCCACGGCCCUGCUCAAGAGACUCUACGAUGGCCACCGGGUCUCCUACGAGGCGCUGCUGCAGCUGGCGGGCAAGGACGAUGCCCGUCCCAAGAUGCCCGUCCCCUCUCAGAAACGGGACAUGCACGACUUCUUUGUCGGCCUCAUGGGGAAAAGGACCCCGGAGCCCGAUGACCCCACACACGGGAACAAGGAGACUUCCGCUGGAUUUGGUGACCUCAAAUAUCCCCCAAAUGCAGAAUGAGGUGCCCACGCCGGGGACAAGCAAAACGUCUGCAGGGCGUCGAGAAACUGAGACGAAGCCGCUCUCCAAAGCCCGCCGCACUCUCAACUGAACGGGAACCCUCCUGCCAUGUCGUGGAGAACUCUCCCCUCGUCCCAUUCCGGCCUGCGCCUCGUCCUAAUGCUAGUGCUCGCUCUUUGGAAAUAGAGUAAUGCCCCCGCCCCUCCGUGUGCACCGACCGCAGACACCCCGGGCAGCCAGCAGAACCCCCUUUGUGGCGUAGAUUAAAAACACCCUUGACUAGUCAAUAACACCACGAUUUUUACUUGUGAGCUGCCCUGUCUCUCAGCUGCUUUGCCUGAUGUUUCCUAGGAUUGGGUUGUUUGCUGAAGCCCCAGUCACGUGUCCAGGAUACCACCGUGCUGGGCGCUGGACGGACACAGAAUGAAAAGCCAAGCCCUGCCCCAUGCCUAGGAACACUCCUUUGCAGAGGGAAAUGUUCUCCAGGUGGGAGCAGGGGUAUUAAGGCUCGUGCUUCAGGGCUUACUCUGAUUUCUGACUAUAAAAGACCAGGUUUGUGCUAUGCAAGGCAUCAAUGCAGUUCAGGGUUCCUAUGCCUUCCUCUCUAGCCUCUGGCGCUGGCCACUGCCAGAGACAGGAUACUGGGCGAGGUGGCCCACAGGUCUGAUCCAGCCCCGCAAUUCCUAUGCUCCUCGGCACAGAGAGGUCAGGUGAUUUGCCCAAAGUCCAGUGAGGAGCAGAGCUGGGAAUAGAAUCCGGAUGUCCUAAUGCCCAAUCCUGGGCUUGAAACUUUCUCUCUUCUCCCAUGCCUUAGUAACUAGGUACCUUCCCUAGCUUCUUGCAAUGUUGCCCAUCAAUGUGGUAUCCCAGCCUCAGAGGUAACAACCAAAAAAUCCCGCUUGGUUACUCUAGAGAGCUGGGCAGAACGUUUGCAAUUAAACUUUUUUUUUUCUUGUCAAAAUCUGCUGUUGAAACCGUGUGGCGAAGGCAUCUCUAUUUUGACAGGAA